This is a messenger RNA of Hyla sarda, 758 nucleotides long. It is a transcript of the gene AURKAIP1, whose product is annotated as aurora kinase A interacting protein 1. Gene Ontology annotation, biological process: mRNA processing. Gene Ontology annotation, cellular component: mitochondrion. The record is from RefSeq and is a predicted model, not a curated record. The transcript has 4 exons. The coding region runs from base 102 to 692 and encodes 196 amino acids. Lineage: Eukaryota; Metazoa; Chordata; Amphibia; Anura; Hylidae.
GCCAAGUGACAAGCUUAUCAACUGCCCCCGCCGCAUGACUACAACUGCCAGCAUGUCCUUACUACUCUGCUGGCCUCCAGUAUCUCAUCCUUCAUCUCAGCAUGUGGCUGACACGAUUGGCUUCUCACCUGAGUACAGCUUCAAGGCUUGCAGGAUGUCUGGCUCCUCGCUGCGCAGCCACAAGUCACAAGACCCUGUUUGCAUGUUAUAGCACACAGCAAACUCAGAGACAGCGAAUUCCUCCCCCUACGUGGUGCUCCCUGGAACCGGAACUGGAUGAUCUACUGGUCCCUCGCAGGAUGUCCAUCAGUCCCUUAGAGAGUUUACUCUCCUCCCGGUACUACCUCCCUAAGCCUCUUGGCACCUCUGAUACCCAGGAGAAGCCAGAAGAACAUGAAAGAAGCUAUGACUGCCCCGCCAGUCAGGACACUGACCAUACGGGAGAGGAUGAGGGGAACAGGGGUGCGAUGCAGUGUAAGAAUGUGCUGAAGAUCCGGCGGAGGAAGAUCAACAAACACAAGUACAAGAAGCUGCAGAGGCGCAUUAAGUUUCUCAGGAAGAAAGUGCUGGAUAAGCGCCGAGUAAGGAGACAGAAAAAUUUUGAGAAGGAUUUAGAAAAAAUCUGGAGAAGAGCUGGACUGAAAAAGGCCCCAGAUGGUUGGAUCACUCCAAAAAUUUUUGUGAAAUAUUGACCUCUUGAGAGUGCUGCUUUUACUAGAAUUUAUUGUAUAAUAAUAAUAAUAAAAUAAUUUACACUA